Molecule: messenger RNA, 2486 nt
Organism: Gossypium raimondii (Peruvian cotton)
Lineage: Eukaryota; Viridiplantae; Streptophyta; Magnoliopsida; Malvales; Malvaceae
Exons: 14
Coding region: 129-2198 (689 amino acids)
Biological process (GO): positive regulation of GTPase activity
Molecular function (GO): GTPase activator activity
Source: RefSeq, a predicted model, not a curated record
UUUCCAUCCAAACAGAUCUCCCGCUUUCCCUGCAAAUGCCGUCCUUUCGGUCCUUCCAAUAUUAACAACACCUCUCAUUUUCCCUCUUAACGCUCCAAAUCUUAACGUGCGCAUCCUCAGCGCACCACAUGGCAGCUCCUUCAUUUGUCUCCAAAGCAAGAACCGCUUUCAACUCUGCAGCUGCCAAAGCCGAGCGAGUUUUCACUGAUUUUAAACCCGAUUUUGAUUCUGAUAAAUUAUUGCGGAAAGAAUUCAAAAACGAAUCUCUUAACGAAGGCGAGUCUAAGAGUUUUGACGAGGUAAAGAAUUCUAGGUGGAGACCCUCAAAUUUAGGGACAAAGCAAGAAUGGCAGGAAAGGUUUAGGAAAUUACGGAUAGGGAGAAAAGGUAUUGAAGACACCGAGAAAGUUGAAAUUUCUAUAAUGGCUGUUCCAUUCUAUGAUGAAAACAUAUAUUUGCUCAACAUGAAGAAUGACACGGAAGCAAAGCUUUUAGAAGCAAUACCUUCUGUAGAUGUUUUAAAUACCACCAACACGAAUAGCAUUCCUCCGACAUCUGUACUCAAACAAUUGGCUGUAGCUAUUGAGGCUGGAAAAAAUUUUAAGACGGUGAAAGAUCUUUUGGCAUCUUUUGGAAAUUCUUCACCAAGUAAGGAAAAGCCAGGCUUGAGCUUCUCUACAGUCAAGUCGUUAGUUAUUCGUGAGAAAGAGGAUAAGCUUGCAUCUGGAUUUGGUGAUGACAAGAAAGUCCUUGCUUUGAUUAAUUCACUGUUUGAUGCAGAUGGAAAAUUCCUCCAACGGAAGCUUGUAUCUGAUUCAAACACAUGUACACCAAAGAUACCUUUUAUUAAAGACAUUCAUGGUGCUCCUCCACAUGGCUUUGUUGUUAAGCUUUCUGAAGUCAUUGGAAGCUUUAGAUCCCUUCACAAGAUGGCACUCUUUUGGUGCAGGGUUGUUAUCGAACUGAGAAGAUUUUGGUCUGAAGAAAAACAUCUGCCAGGCAUUCCUGUGAAUGAGAUUCCAGAUCUAAAUUCAUGUCUUCUAUAUCAACAAUUACAGGUUAUUAACUGUUGUCUAUCAAGAAAAAGACAACAUUAUAUUGCCACUGAAUCAUUUGAUUCAGAAAUGAUGGAAGCUGGUUCAAAUUUUAAAGAAUCAGAUGUUUCUAAGGGCACAGUGUCUGCCGGCUCUGCUUUGUUUGCUCGACUUAAGACUGGAGAACUUGUUCUUCGGCAGGGAGCUAAUCAACUGAUUGAAAACUUGGCAAUGUUGGAAACUGGUGAACCUAUGUACUCACCUAUUACCCAGGAAGGACCUUUGCUUACAGAAGAUCUUAUCAGGGAAACGGAGGAAUUGGUGCUUCGUACUGGGAGUGUUGGUGCUGGGUGCUCUCGACUACUCUCUGACAUGCAGGCUUUCAAGGCUGCAAAUCCUGGCUGUGUUUUAGAAGAUUUUGUUAGAUGGCACUCUCCUCCUGAUUGGAUUGAAGAUGAGCCAAGCGAUAAGGUUCCGGGUGCAAGAGGUCAACUAAGUAGUAGAAUGCAGAAAGGAGGUAAUUUGUGGCGUGAACUAUGGGAGACAUCAAAACCCGUACCGGCUAUUAAACAAACACCCCUCUAUGAUGAGGAUUUGGCAGUGGAUGGAAUUCUGAAUUUCUUCGAGAACAUUCCCAUUUCUGAGCUUUUUCAACAAUUGUUUCUUGCUCUUCUCAGUUUGGGAUUUGUAUUAGCCGAGGACAAACUCUCUGCUAACGAAAACUUGUCAAAGCUGUUUUAUGAGUGCAAAGACUAUGUUGUUGCAACUUGCCAGAGAAAUACCUGGAACGAUAAAGUGGACGAUCUUUGCCAGGUAUACGAAACCGUGGAAACGAUGUUAGUGUCUCCCGAAGAAGUCAUAAAGGCAAUAAAGCAGGCGGAUGAGACACCAACACAGGAAAAUGAAAGCCCCACCCGGGGUGAGCUAAAACUUCGAUUCCUGAGGCUCGGACUCAAUUUUGGUAACAAGGAUAAACAGCAGAAAAAAACACCGACGACGACAAAAGAACCGAAGAAGAAUGCAGAUGAGAAUCCUUCUCGUCCAUUCGCUAGCUUUUUCGAUACCAAGUCAUCUUUAUUUGCAAAGAUGUCACCUAAAGCUAAGAAUCUCCCACAAGUUGACAAACCUCCAGCCAUAGAUGAAAGUAAUUUGACGGUGGCUUGAUUGUAUUGAUCAAACAAAUAUUUAUUCUUUUCGGCCUUACUCUUUAAAUGAGUUGGGCUAAACCUAAAACGGCGUAGUUUUGGAGGUAAUUGUAAAUUAUUGUGAAAUGAGAUGAUGGCUUUCCAUCCGAAGAAGUAAUUUUUCUAAGAAAUUAAUAUUUUUCUUUAUCUCGAGCAUGUUCGGGAUUCUCAGUGUAUUUCGUAAUUAAUAAGUUUAAGAGUUAGAAUGACGUCAUUUGUGCUUAAAGUGUAAUCAAAUAAUAUAAAUAAUAUUUGAUAGUAUUAUAAA